UCCCCGCCCCGGCCCUCCCCCGCUUGGGCUCCCGCAGGCCUCGGGGGCCGCCGGGGCCUGGCCGCGGGUACCCGGCUGGAGCUCGGGCCGGUGGGACGUUGGUGGGCUUGUGCCGCGGGGCGGAGGGGGCGAGUGUCCGCCUCGUCCCAAGCCCGCCUCUGGUGGCGAUGUCGUCCGGGGCCGGGUCUCGGCGGCAGCGGGAGCCGCCGGAGCACGAGCUGCAGCGGCGGCGGGAGCAGAAACGGCGGCGGCACGACGCGCAGCAGCUGCAGCAGCUCAAGCAUCUGGAGUCCUUUUACGAGAAACCUCCUCCUGGGUUUAUCAAGGAGGAUGAGACAAAGCCAGAAGACUGUAUACCAGACGUGCCGGGCAAUGAGCAUGCCAGGGAGUUUCUGGCUCAUGCACCAACUAAAGGACUUUGGAUGCCACUGGGGAGAGAGGUCAAAGUUAUGCAAUGUUGGCGUUGCAAACGGUAUGGCCAUCGAACCGGCGACAAAGAAUGCCCUUUUUUUAUCAAAGGCAACCAGAAGUUAGAACAGUUCCGAGUUGCACAUGAAGAUCCCAUGUAUGACAUCAUUCGAGAGAAUAAAAGACAUGAAAAGGAUGUCAGGAUCCAGCAGCUAAAACAGUUACUGGAGGACUCCACCUCGGAUGAAGAUGGGAGCAGCUCCAGCUCCUCGGGAAGUAAAGAGAAGCGCAAGAAAAAGAAGAAGAAAGAAAAGCAUAAGAAAAAGAAGAAAGAGAAAAAAAAGAAGAAGAAACGAAAGCACAAGGCUUCCAAGUCGAGUGACAGUUCAGACUCAGAGUGACAGCUGAUGGCAGCAUUCUCAAAAUCACCCUCAAGCCAAAGAAGAGAGCCGCCCAAGAGCAACGGGGCAGGACUAGGAGGGAACACCUGGCACAGCUGUGGGUUCUCGCCACUUCCUGGUGCCAGGUGACCGCCGCAGAGCAGGUGGGCCCCCAGGCUGUCUGCCAACGGUGUCUGGUUCCUCUCCCACGACGGUCACUUGUGUCUGAUUGCUUUAAUAGGCCACCUGCAAAAGGAAGUAAUGAAAAGACUGAAAAAGAACUCUAGGGUACUGCCACAGCUUCUGCCCUCAUGGUGCAGAGCUCAGUUUCCACCGACUUUACCCUUCUCUGUGGUUCGGGAUAAUAAAAGUUCAUGGUUUAUUUUUUAAA
Messenger RNA from Psammomys obesus (fat sand rat), 1179 nucleotides. It is a transcript of the gene Rp9, whose product is annotated as RP9 pre-mRNA splicing factor. The record is from RefSeq and is a predicted model, not a curated record. The transcript is spliced from 6 exons. Lineage: Eukaryota; Metazoa; Chordata; Mammalia; Rodentia; Muridae. Gene Ontology annotation, biological process: RNA splicing. Bases 168 to 809 code for a protein of 213 amino acids.